AUGGUCGAUUUUCCUGUUCGUUGUUCUCUGUUCGCAGAUAGUGUGCUAAUUUUAGUAUAGACUGCGUCGUAUUUUAAUUCUUACUGUAUAAUAUUAUAAGUUAUUCUUAUUUUUUUCAUAAGCAUUUAAAGUUUAUAGUUGUGUAAAUUAGUUAUUGAAGUUAAUAUUACAUAAAACGACUAGGGUGGUACUUUUGCGUUUAGACGGGGAGCCAUCUUGCAAUCUCUAAUCAAAGGUCCUUGGCUCACAGUUUCGUCUAGUUGAAAGCCGAUUUAUUCCAUCAUAAAAUAAUCAAAUGGCGUUAAAACGAAUUAAUAGGGAAUUACAAGACCUCGGCAGAGACCCCCCAGCACAAUGUUCUGCAGGCCCACACGGUGAAGAUCUUUUCCACUGGCAAGCCACAAUUAUGGGUCCAGUUGACAGUCCCUAUCAAGGAGGCGUAUUCUUCCUCACCAUACAUUUUCCAACAGAUUACCCGUUCAAACCACCAAAAGUUGCAUUCACAACACGUAUUUACCAUCCCAACAUAAACAGUAAUGGUUCCAUUUGCCUCGACAUUCUGCGCUCACAGUGGUCUCCGGCACUCACCAUAUCCAAAGUGUUGCUCUCAAUCUGCUCACUGCUAUGCGAUCCAAACCCAGAUGACCCAUUGGUGCCAGAAAUCGCUAGGAUCUACAAAACGGACAGAGAAAAGUACAAUGAACUAGCCCGCGAGUGGACAAGGAAGUAUGCCAUGUGAUGAGUCAAUGGUGGACAGCAACAUACACAUCGCCACAGCCCGGGCUCUAACCCCUCCCCGUUCCUGCUCCCUGUUUUUUGAAUUCCCCCCAUGACCCAAAUUUACCGAUAAUUGUAUAAAUAUUCAAUGUCACCUUAGAAUCAAUCUAACUUCAAGUCAUUUCCUAUAAUUUUAAACUGGAAUUAUUGCAUCUAAGUAAACACGGUACACAUGUGCAAAUAUAGUUUCUGUUUUAUCUAAUAAGGACAUUUUCUAUAAGAGCAAAAUUACUUUCUGUUAACAUUGAUGUGUCAGUAGAUGUCAUACAACUCAUUUAGUUGAGGGUUAGUUAAAUUUACAUUUGAAUUUAUGUAUUUCCUAAAGAAUUUGUACUUUAACUAGAUCUAAAUUGCAUUGUGAAACUGUACAAUAGCCAUAUGUUUAGGAAAUGGAGCGUUCCUUGCUUACCACUUGUCCGGUCACUUAGGAAUUUUGUCGAUGAAAUGUAAGUAAAGCUCAUAAGUGUUAAGAACAUUUUGGGUAAUGUAAGUAAGUGGUAUUACAAAAUGAGCUCGUUGACGGGAGUCGAGUGAGUGUUAAUUUUUUUUACUAGAAAAACAACUUUUUUAAGUUAGUUAAUGUAGCGUGCUACUAAGCAGACUGACAUUAAUUGAUACGGUCAGUUUUCUUUCAUCCACAAUAUUUUAUAAUGUUGGAAAACGCUCCAAUAGUUACAACAUUCAGUAUAAAUUACAGUGUAUCUCAUAAGAUGAUAAGUUACGAUUAAUCUAGAUUUUUUUCAAUAUGGCGAUCUUUAUAUUAUAAUUUUAUCUAAUAUAUAUUGUGGUUGUAAGGAUAUCUGCGUUGUGAUUUUCACGAACGUCCUGUCCUGCUAGCCACCCUGUCCUCGCGUGUACGGAGAAGCUUGUCACUUGGUAACUCUGGGAGAUAUUUCAAAUUUAAAGCUUAUUCAAAUUGUAAUCAAUCAACAACUUGUAUUUUAGCUUCACUAAAUUGUAAGAAACAAUAAAUUAUUGUGUAUGUAAAUAACAAACCGAGCUUUAUUUAGGCGACUUCCUGGGAUUGUAGGCUGCCGCUCGUGCUGCGGUGAAAGUAGGCGCCGCCGACGCAACGCCUCUUCUGCCAAACUUGAGCUAUUGUUUUAUGGAGAUAUUUCCGUACUUUACGCAUUCGUCUACACCGCUCACGACAGUUCAUCAAGUAGGCUAUAUCUGAAUUGUAAAGAAGCAGUUAUGUCGAUAGCUGAUAAUUAUUCGUGUUUUUAGGUGUCUUGCAUUUUGUUUGUAUCUGUAAGCAAACUAUCAUUCCACAAGAUUAAUUCGAGAUGCGCUAUCUAUUGAUUUAGAUAUUAAUCUCUGUUUUUCUGAGCUGUAAUGAGGCCGUCACAUAGCUAAUGACCUAUUAGAUAUGUUUUGAAUCGACAUUUAUGUAAUACGUGAUAAAUAAUAAAACAAUUUUUAAAUUA
Ostrinia nubilalis (European corn borer) is the source of this 2204-nucleotide messenger RNA. It is a transcript of the gene eff, whose product is annotated as ubiquitin-conjugating enzyme E2-17 kDa. The record is from RefSeq and is a predicted model, not a curated record. The coding region runs from base 296 to 739 and encodes 147 amino acids. Gene Ontology annotation, molecular function: ubiquitin conjugating enzyme activity. Gene Ontology annotation, biological process: protein polyubiquitination. Gene Ontology annotation, cellular component: nucleus. Lineage: Eukaryota; Metazoa; Arthropoda; Insecta; Lepidoptera; Crambidae. The transcript is spliced from 5 exons.